CGGCUCCCGCCCCCGCGCCGCCCGCCCGCCAGCCGGCCGCGCCCUCGCUCCGGAGCUGCACCUUCGGCGGCCCAGGGACAGCGUUCCUCUCCUGUCUUCCGUGCUCACCAGGGCACCUUUAGACACUUAAAUGACCAAGAAAGGAGGGAGAUGGAAACGUGCCAGUUCAACCCUAGACCAAACACCACCCCCAGACGGGCGAACACUCCAGAUUUAAAGAUAAAGAUGGCAUACCCUGAAGAUUUUCGAGGAUCCAGGAGAAUCCACGCAAAGUGACAGUGACUUGUAAAGCGCUUGAACCACGGUGUGUGCUCAACAAACGGUGGUUAUUUUUAAGAUCGUCCUCAUCAUCCCAACCCUCUGAGUGACAGCCCUCUGCAGAACAUUCCUUGGGAUAUGUUGGAAGACAGUGUUGACUGAGGCUGCCAGGUCUUUGGGGACGUAAGGCUGCUCUACAUCUAGAACCUGAACAGGUCUCUUCUGGACUCGAUGUUGACAGGCCCAGAUUAUGUAAAGGAUCAUCUCCCUAAAGUUGCUCAGCAUACUUCCUAUAUAGGAGAAAAGCGUCCUGCAUUAGAAAAAACUGGAGAUCUCAGAUAUUUACAGAGGCCUGCCUCAAAGAGAAGCUUGCCGGCCAGAUAUAAACCUGAGUAUGUUGGUGAAAUUGGUUGGGGAAUACCAGUGUAUGAUUUUAUCAACAAAACAAGGCUUCAGACUGGCUUUCGCGUUAAGACCAUGAAAACAACAAGCGAGGCACAUAUCACUGAGAUGCACUCUCUGUGCUGUGUUCAAAGCCAUUCCGUGAAGAAUAGCGGGUUUGGAAGGAGAAGCACCUCUGCUGAUAGCUGGGGACACUGCCACUCCACAUGUCACCAGGCAUCCCAGCCCCGGCCAAAUGUGGGCUUCCUCCUUGUGGCUUAUGAAGAGUUCAGUCAAGCUGCUGUUGAGAAACUAAGCCACAGAUACCAGAACCCAUGGCAGCCGAAUCCUUCUGUUAUGGACGCAGAAGGAAGCUUCAGUCGUGGUUUCAUUGCCUGGCAUAUGGGUGAUUAUGAGGACACCAAUCAAAGGAACUCCAAACGGGCCGUCCUCCUCCGGCAGAGCCAGGUAGCAUUGCCAAGAGUUUCCAGACCGCCUAAGCUGUCAAAGCUACCAAAAGAGCAGGAGAAAAGCAGACUUUGGCCUCUAAAUCAGCAUGAUGCAAGUUGCUACUAGAAGGAAAAACUGCCUACAAAUGUAGAACAAGCAUCAGGUUGUAACAUGCCACAGGCGGUGCCUUCUGUGUUACCCCUGAGAACAGGCCUCCUACAGUUUAAAGCCCAAAUAAAGGUUUCAGUGAAAAGGUGGUGUCAGUCUUUAAAACCAUGAACACUGUUGACACAACUGGUUCUCACUAAGUUACACUAACAGUAGCUGUUUCCUGAGUGUGUAUAACAUCCAACACUACUUCAAGUGCUCUACCUGAAUUAUCUCACUUAAUUUUUAUAACCAGACAGGAUAGGUUCUGCUGUGCCCCAGCUUCGACAAGGCACACGAUUCAGAAGCAGAGAAGCCUGGGUCUGAGUCCAGGCCACUGAAAGCCCACGGACUGGCCACUACUGUCCACUGGCUGCCAGGGCAUCUCAUCUCGCCUGAGCUUGGACAGGUAGAAAGCAGCACCUUGGAGGAUUCUCACACAUGCCUGUUGCCUAGGUACCAUCUUCACUUUGCAGAGGAGAAAGCUGCGGCCCCCGAGAUGCCCGACGAACCAACGGCAAAGCCCGGACGUGACCCCCAAGAUGUCCAGUGGCGCCCCGUGACGCUGUGCUGUCACCUGAAGUGACGGCCAGUGUUUCAAAGCACCUCCUCCAAGGACACCUUCCGAGGAGUGUGGCGCACCUGCAGAUCUGGUCACGAGAGCUCAGGGGAAACCGUCCAUGAGCAACCAGGGAGGUGGCUCAUAUUCAGCCUCCUACUUGGUUGUCAAUAGCUCUGCAUCUUUUGCGGAGGCCGGAGGCUGGAAGGGAGAUGCUGUUUGGUUUGGGGCUGACGGAGGGGGAGUCCAGAAAGCUGGUGAGCUCAUCCCAGCUGCAGCCCCGCCAACUCGCGGGGCUCUGCCCUGUACGUGCCCUUCAGCUGCGCUUCUGCUCUGGAAACCUUGCUCCCUUCCUUGCUAAAUGUAUUUUCUCUUGAUCUCUCUGCACACAGACACACAGACACACGCACAGGAAUUUGUUUUGCAUAUUAUUUCAGGGACUCAGGGAGAGCUGCUGAUCAUUUUCUUGGAGUUUAGGGGGUCUGUCUACUGUUUGUAUUUAAUGUAACGUUAUCAAAGUGAUUUUAAAAUCCCAUUCGAAAAGCAACAAUUGAUACCAUCCCCUUUGGCUAUGGUGCUUCGGCAUUUUAAGUGUUUACACGAACGAUAUUCUAUUUAUCCAUAACAACUUUGGGAGGAUGGUCUCUGAACAGAUGGAACUAGUCCCUUCGGAAGCUGGCUGGCUUGCAUUUGACCUGAGGACGGGAAAACCAAUGAGUCCCCCAAAGGAGGAUUUUAAAUUUCCCUUUAUGCUCGACCCCUGCCCCCAUACCUGACCUGUUUCUCCAUGUAACUUGUUCAAAAAGACUGUGUCACUCUGUGCUCUCUGUCUCCAGAAGGACUAUUGCUACUGAAUCCAGCCCGUGUGCUGGUUUUGUGUCACACGCUCUGUUUUCACUGAUGCUAACAUCCAGUUAGACUAAAAUCAAUACACAGGAAUUCGUGACUUUAUAACCACGAUGCUGCGGAAAUGCUUUUUUAGCUCAUUUCUCUGAUGGUCUGAGAACGAUACUUACAAAGUCGGCGGGGAGGUGAAGCCUGUAAAGCUGGAGGAUGGACUGAAGCAAGCUGGACACCUGGCUUGAGACCAGGACGUCCUGGCCGAGUUUCGUGCUGUCCACCGCCUUCCUCUGACUUGUGGCCACCUGGACGCUCCACUUGUCCGUGUCUGCAAUGAUGCACACGGCCUCGGCGAUGGGCUCGUCGAGCACGGGGUGCUGCGGGACAGACACACGGGGUCAACUCUUCACCAUGCUUCCGGUGACAUCAGAACGUCCAGAACUUUCUGUGCAGCGUCAGACUCAGGGGCAGAGGUGAUGGCGGGACCCGAGCUGGGGUGUCAUCCCACAGUCAUUUAAAUGUUAACUUGACAAAACUACACCCAGUCAUUAUUUCCUUCCCGCGCCCAGGGGGCACACUAUAAGCGUCAUCAAACAUGCAGAGGUAAGCAAAAAGGCCUGUGAUCUCCCUACAUCCCAGGACAUUAAAGCCCAUUUCCUUCUGGAAGACUGCA
This is a messenger RNA of Delphinapterus leucas (beluga whale), 3308 nucleotides long. The record is from RefSeq and is a predicted model, not a curated record. NCBI's taxonomy places the organism in Eukaryota, Metazoa, Chordata, Mammalia, Artiodactyla, Monodontidae.